This is a messenger RNA of Clunio marinus, 201 nucleotides long. NCBI's taxonomy places the organism in Eukaryota, Metazoa, Arthropoda, Insecta, Diptera, Chironomidae. The record is from the annotation of a GenBank genome assembly.
AUGUUUCCACUUAGUCCAAAUCCAACUCAAGUUUAUGAAUUAGAAAACACAUCGUUCCUCUUGAGACUCUCGUUGUCUUACGUCAAAGUCAAAAGCAGAGAAAAAAGAAAGGAAAGUGAUGGUCUGACACAUAAACAUGAAGAAAAGAAGGUUCGACAUGAAAAGCAUUUGCUUAAAACACCGCAUAAUUGCCAUCCCUAA